Molecule: messenger RNA, 501 nt
Organism: Arabis nemorensis
Lineage: Eukaryota; Viridiplantae; Streptophyta; Magnoliopsida; Brassicales; Brassicaceae
Source: the annotation of a GenBank genome assembly
AUGUCCAGUUCUACUACUCUUGAAAGUUUGAAGGAUGAGUUUACGUCUUACGGAACAGUGCUUCAUGCAAAGAUCGAACAAAAAUCAGAUGAUGAGUUCUUUGGUUUUGUGAAAUACGAAAAUCCGGAUCAUCAUUUUGGUGCGAUUACUCAUCUCAACGGUAAAGUAGUUGACGGUAAAGCGUGGACAGUCAGUCACGUGUACAAAAUGGAGAACAAAUUGGAGAGACAUGAUCGUAUCAAAGAAGCAAUGGACGAGGAACGUGUCUUGUAUGUUAGUAACUUGUGCUGUCAAGUGAAAGAUAGCGACUUGGAGAAUGUUUUUGGUGGUUUUGGUGAUGUGAUUGCUUGCCAUAUUAGGAGGCAUCAUGAUGGUAGAAGCAAAGGAGAUGCAUUUAUUGAAUAUGCUACGAAAGAGUCAGUGGUUAAAGCAAUGAGUGCCAUGGAAGGGAAGAGCAUUUGGGGAAGACGUAUCUACUUGGGGUUAGGUAAGAUCAAUUGA